ACAAACUAUCAUUUCUAUUAUUGCGGACGCUCGGCCAUUCCAAACGGCUAGAAAGCCAACAGCCACAUGCUGACCCCCUUGGACCGCACCCGCGCUGGAAAUGUGAACCUUUGCCUGCACAGAAUCCUCCCGGGCGCCCAAUCAUGAAAUACGCUGGUGAGGUGAUGCCCAAUCCCUCGACCAGAAUAUCCACGGUGUCGAGAUUCCUUAGCGAGAUUGCGCGACUUUAUUACCAACAACAAUCUGCGGUAUUGGGGGCGGAGAGUAAGCUAUGCAGGGCUAGCUAUGCCAGCCCAUACGUUCCAGCCCCGUGUCCCUGUCUCAUCUCUCUUCGUCGUUGCCUGCUCCCGCACCGUAACCGGAGCCACUACUACCAACUUGGACUUUACAUACCAUAUUCAAGAACAUCAUUUCCACGCAAAAGCCGGGGGAGAUCAGAAGAAGGUCCAUACAGUGGCCGCAAGUGCAGCUUGGGGUAGAAUAGGCGAGGCGGAUAACAGGGGCCACUUCUAGAUCCUCUCCUUACAGCGCCACCAUCUCGGGUUCCUGCAUAACAUCCUGCUACUGGCUGGCUGGAUUGAAACACUGCACGAUCCUUGGCCCCUCAUCCUUCCCUUGCUCGUUUGUGCCAGAAGACACCACUACUCAACAUAACUAGGAGUCCUAGGCCCGUCAACACACCCGUCAACUAUUGAGUUGAGGCGAAACCCGUGGCACGCGACUCACACGACUUCCACUCGAUUCGCCAUAGCGAGCAACAACCGAGUGGUAUCGGACUGGGAGCAUUGGACUUUUGUAUCAAUUCCACAACUCUACAACACGGCUACAAUUCAGAGUAGUCCUACGGCUCCGACUCAGAUUGUAACAUCACAGACACAAUCCGACCAAACAUCUUGCUCCAAAUCGAAGGCUGGCUCACAGAACGGUCUCCCCAAGUUCUUGAUUUCGACCGCCCUUCCGGCAUCUCGCCUCCUGCUGCCUCUGAAGUGACGUGCAGCGACUGAUUAUUGACUUGGCUGGGCAAGCUAAAGUCACUUGCUCACUUCGUAUUGUGCACGUCUCAGUUUGCACACCCAACAAGCCAACCGACCACUUCAGGCCAUCACAAGUCAGGGGCGCCAUCAUUCUUAUUAACAGAAUCAGUAUCAAAGUGAGAUGCAGAGAUGAGAGUCGGAGUUUGACAAACUGGUCGUGUGAUACCAAGCUUAUGGGACAUCGAGGGCGGGAGUUUCGACUACUCACUAACCACUGUUGGUAUUAAUCGCUUGCCACCCCUUACAUUUCUCCAGGCUCCGUGCACGCCGCACUGGACAUUACUGCUGUCUUAUUCGGUCCCUCCCUCCCUUGAGUGAGACUGAGGGGCACCCCCUGCUGUACAGUCCAUCAUUUGCGGACAAACUGAAACUUAAGUACCAAGGUGGAGGAUCUGUUUGCCAACUGGCGCAUCAGACGCAUUUUCUGACUUUGGGUUGAGGGUUGGCAUUCCAUUGCCCUACCUUUGAAAACCGUACUUUUGCUGGUUGGCUGACCCGCGUGGUGGACAAUCUCACCCUUCUCAAUUCUCAUUUCCCUGCUUGUUGGGGUCGGUUUUCUGACCUGGAUAGCCAAAUAUCACCAAUCUUGAAGAGCAAGACUAGACAGGAAACUGGUGGAAGGACCAGAGGCCUCACAGACCAUGGCGGAGCAACAGCAGCCGCAACAAAAUCAACAUCUUGACGAGUCAUAUGUCGAUGUGGAAGAUGAGAGCAACGAGAAUGCUCCAUUAAACCCAACCGGCGUUUCGACGACCUCGUCGGGGCUCUUGGGCAGUCCUUUGUCGUUGUCGGCGUCUCCCUCUCACAAGACACCAGUGUGGUACGACAUCACGACGGUACGACGGACGUACGGACAAUUCGACACGCUGGGCAGCGUGAAGCGGUUCUUCUAUGCCCUGAUCCCCAGCUGGAUCACGACGCACUCGGCAACGACGCCGUCCAAAUCGGGCAUCUCGGCCCUCGACGGACUCCGAGGGAUAGCGUGUUUAUUCGUUUUCAACGAGCACUAUGUCAUCUGCUACCAGUCGCGCAACACGCAGGUGUGGAUCAUGCGGGUACCAUUCAUCCGACUGUUGUGGUACGGCAAGGCGGCGGUGUUCCUGUUCUUUGUGAUCUCGGGAUACGUCCUCAGCGUCAAGCCGCUGAAGCUGAUGCGGGCGCGGGCGUACCUGGAUUUCCACAAGACCAUCUCGUCGAGUUUCCUGCGCCGCGGAAUCCGACUGUACUUGCCGUGCAUGAUAGUCAGUUUCAUCGCAUGCGUGCUGACGUACAUGGGCUUCUUCGACCACUCAGCCGAGAUUUACAAGCAAUACUCGCAGUUUUUGUUUCUGAAAGAGCCGCCGCCGCCUCGUCUGGCCUCGUUCCGCGAGCAGUUUGCGGGCUACCUGACCAACGUCAAGUUCAUCUUCAGCGCCACCAUCCCAUUCGAGAUGGACACGGACGUGCUGCACUACUUCAUGUACGACGACCACCAAUGGACCAUCCCCAAGGAGUUUCGGAGCAGCAUGGUCGUCUUUUCCGUUUUGGUGGCCAUGUCGCGGGUGCGGCCGCUGCUGCGGGUGGCUGUCGUCUUCGCGCUCGGCUAUUACGCCGCAUACACGGCACGGCUGUACACGGCGCUGUUCAUGGCGGGCAUCGUGUGCGCUGAGCUCGACCUGAUCCGGCAAGCAUACUAUGCGCGGUGCAACGAAAGAUUGCCAGAGUACGCGGACAGUGCGACACCAGACGAAAAAUUCCUGUCGACGUCGCACUACCGUGGCCUUGAGUCCCUGCUGCACCUGCCCAACAUCUUCUACAAGGUCAUGUGGAUCUCGAUUUUCACACUGGGCGUCUUCAUGAUCUCGUCGCCGCAGGAGAUCCAGCGCACGCCAAAUUACCUGCCUUUACUUCUGCGGCGAUGGGGCGUCCACGACAUUGACAACACGCUAUUACUGUUCGGGUCCAUCAUGGUCGUCUGGAGCACGGCGACCUGUCCGUCUCUGGGUCCUUUAUUCAACAACCCGUUCGUCGCGUACCUCGGCAAGAUCUCGUACGCCCUGUACCUGAUGCACGGCACCGUCAUCAAGUCGCUAGGGUACAAUGUUUUACCGUGGACACUGCACAUGGGCACCUGGACGCCCUGGGAAGUCGAGCUCGACAAGGAAUGGUGGGCGACGGUCCCCAACUCGGGCAAAGUCAUGUCCCAUAUUUUAGGUCUAUGUUUCGUCGCCACCACCUGUUUCUGGGUCUCGGAUCUCUUCUGGCGCUUCGUCGAUAUCCCCUCCGUCAGCUUUGCCAGAAAAGUCGAGAACUGGAUGACAAAGGGCGCAGACGAUCCUGUGCCCCCGCAGGGAUCCUUACCUGCUGCACACAGUCAGCCUUUGACUUUUGAUUUCCGUCGCGCAAGGGCCGCUAGCCACGGCGGUGCCGCUGGUGGCCACAUUAGAAAUGUCAGUGGUCUGGGUGGGCUGCAGGAUGGUGGUGGGCCAAAGAGGAAGAAUGGAUAGAUACCCAAAUUGCGGGAGGGAAGGGUGCAAAACUUGAAGGGGAUUAUCGAAUUCGGAGGAUUUCUUUUAUUUUCUUUUCUUUUUGUUCGUGUUUGAGAAUUCGUGCGCAUGUAUGUACCUAUGUUUGUGGUGAGAAAGAAAGCGCAGUACUAGUACUACUUACUACCAAGUAGGCUGUUUGUCUCUGACAGUCCUACAUUCGAGGUGCCAUACAUAAAGUCCUGAGCUGAGGAUGGAAUCAUUCCUACCGAGAGGGAUCGAUGGAAAGAAGGGAAGAGAGGGACAAAUAAGUUGAACUCGUUAGUAUGGAAUGGAAAUACCUAGUCUGCCACUCCA
Molecule: messenger RNA, 3856 nt
Organism: Exophiala dermatitidis NIH/UT8656
Lineage: Eukaryota; Fungi; Ascomycota; Eurotiomycetes; Chaetothyriales; Herpotrichiellaceae
Exons: 1
Coding region: 1676-3520 (614 amino acids)
Biological process (GO): polysaccharide biosynthetic process
Cellular component (GO): membrane
Molecular function (GO): acyltransferase activity, transferring groups other than amino-acyl groups
Source: RefSeq, a predicted model, not a curated record